Messenger RNA from Tripterygium wilfordii, 881 nucleotides. RefSeq names its product 60S ribosomal protein L10. Gene Ontology annotation, cellular component: ribosome; cytosolic large ribosomal subunit. The transcript has 4 exons. Gene Ontology annotation, molecular function: structural constituent of ribosome. NCBI's taxonomy places the organism in Eukaryota, Viridiplantae, Streptophyta, Magnoliopsida, Celastrales, Celastraceae. The coding region runs from base 55 to 717 and encodes 220 amino acids. The record is from RefSeq and is a predicted model, not a curated record. Gene Ontology annotation, biological process: translation; ribosomal large subunit assembly.
UGGACGUGUUACAGGCUUGUGCUUCGUAGCCGCGGAUUGACAAGAGAGAUCGUCAUGGGAAGGAGGCCUGCGAGAUGUUAUCGCCAGAUUAAGAAUAAGCCAUAUCCAAAAUCGCGAUAUUGUCGUGGUGUACCUGACCCCAAGAUCAGGAUAUACGAUGUGGGCAUGAAGAAAAAGGGGGUUGAUGAAUUCUCCUUCUGUGUGCAUCUAGUGUCUUGGGAGAAAGAAAAUGUCUCCAGUGAGGCUCUUGAGGCUGCACGAAUUGCUUGCAAUAAGUACAUGUCCAAAUUUGCUGGGAAAGAUGCCUUCCAUCUGCGAGUGCGUGUUCAUCCGUUCCAUGUCUUGCGUAUUAACAAGAUGCUCUCCUGUGCUGGGGCUGAUAGGCUCCAAACUGGGAUGAGGGGUGCCUUUGGUAAGCCUCAAGGUACUUGUGCCCGAGUUGCCAUUGGCCAGGUUCUCCUGUCUGUUCGUUGCAAGGACAGCAACAGUCCUCAUGCGCAAGAGGCUCUCCGCCGGGCAAAAUUCAAGUUCCCUGGUCGCCAAAAGAUUAUUGUUAGCAGGAAAUGGGGCUUUACUAAGUUCAGUCGUACUGAUUACUUGAAGUACAAGGCAGAGAACAGGAUUGUGCCUGAUGGUGUCAACGCCAAGCUUCUUGGAUGCCAUGGACCCUUGGCAGGCCGCGAGCCUGGAAGAGCAUUUUUAACUGCUGCUGCGUAGGUGUUGUUUCCUGAGAAUGGCCUUUAGUCAUGACUGUAUACUUUUGUGUAACAAUUUGGACUACAGCAUUUACCUCUUUCUGUCGUUGAAGUUUAUAUUUUGAUAUCAAAACAUGUCAUUUUGUGAUUUUCUACUGUAGUAUGGGAGUUUUUUUUUUUUUUUUU